UCCUCCUCACAACCAUUCGUGACGCUGCGACACUCAUCUCUGCUGUUCGCUGUUCGCUGUUCGUCUUUCUCCAAGUCGCGCGCCCAUCUUGCUCAACACUUUCCAGCCGUACACAUGUCGCUGCUGCAUGCUUGCAAGUGACUGUUUAAAACCAUCGCCGCCAGUCCAGGCUACGUACGCGACGCGUGUGGCUUCCGUGGUAGAGGAUGGCUUCAAGACUAGAUCGUCUUGUCACACUUCUAGAGACCGGUAGUACUCCACUCAUUCGCAACACUGCGGCCCAGCAACUUGCAGAUGUCCAGAAGCAGCACCCAGAUGAGCUGUUCAAUCUUCUGACCAGAGUCAUCCCAUAUCUCCGGUCCAAGAACUGGGACACCCGGACUGCUGCUGCCAAGGCAAUCGGCGGCAUCGUUGACAAUGCCGAAAAGUUCGACCCCAAUGCUGACGAUGGCGACUCGACGACGAAGCACGAGAGCAAUGGCUCCAAUGGAUCAACCAUCAAAAAAGACGAGGACGAAGCAUCCUUGCCCCUGUCCGACGAUCAGCUCCAGCUCAGUACCCUCGACUGUCAGUCCAUUCUAAAGUUUGGCAAGCCUCUGCUCGGUAGUGCUGGCAAGGAAUAUGACAUCAAGCUCGCCGCCAUGGACCCUGCACAACGCCUGGCCCAUCAAAAGAAGAGUCUGACUUCGCGAUUGGGUCUUGGUGGCGAGUACAACGAGGAAGAGCUCAUCACAGAGACCGAUAUUGCGAUGCAGACACCUGCCAUUCCCAGACUCGACACCUCAAUCUCAAGGCAAGACAGCAUCUCAAAACCCGACGGAGGGAGCUCUCCUACCCCUGCCUUGGCUACCCCAAUAGACGAAAAUGGCAACUCACUAAGCAAGCGGCAACUGAACAUGCUCAAGCGAAAGGCUAAAAAGGACUUGCACCAGCAAGCAAACAAAGUACAGGUCAUGGAUCUAGGGCCGCGCAAGAUGGCGUCGGACACGCCGCAAACGCCGGCCAGCUCGCACGCCGCCACCCCUCAUCCCGUGAAACAGGAGAUUAAGCGCGAAGACAGCGAGGAUGAUCCCAAAGAUAUCAGCGACUACUUUACCCUAGACAGGAAAGGUGGUGAUGACGACUCCAAACUCGUUGCCGAAUUCAAGGGUCUCCCUCCUCCAGAGAAGUCGACUAUCCAGACUGAAGCAGAAGAGCGAGGCGACGAGUGGCCAUACGAACGCUUGUGCGAAAUCCUGACCGUGGACCUCUUUGACCAGAACUGGGAGAUCCGGCACGGUGCAGCGAUGGGCUUGAGAGAAGUUCUUCGUGUUCAUGGUGCGGGCGCGGGACGUCGGCAGGCCAAGUCAAGGUCGCAGAACGACAUCCUCAACCAGAGAUGGCUGGACGAUCUGGCCUGCCGCAUCUGCUGCGUCUUCAUGUUGGACCGGUUUGGCGACUAUGUUUCUGACAACGUCGUGGCCCCUAUUCGAGAGACUGUCGGUCAGACUCUGGGUUCCCUGGCUCAAUAUCUGUCGCUUGCAUCGGUCAAGGGAGUCUACAAGAUUCUAUACAGUCUUGUCAUGGAAGAGAAAACCAAGGACACGAUGCGUAUCUGGCAGGCCUCGCAUGGCGGCAUGAUUGGGAUGCGUUAUCUCGUCGCCGUGCGUGCCGAUCUCUUGCUCGAGGAUGCUGAGCUUGUCGAUGGUAUCCUGGCGGCCGUCAUGAGAGGCCUGAGCGACUUUGACGAUGAUGUGAGGGCCGUGGGUGCAGCGACGUUGAUCCCUGUCGCCAGGGAAUUCGUCACACUGCGUCCUCAUAAGCUCGACAGCUUGAUACACGUUGUCUGGGAAUGCCUCUCGAAUCUCAGCGACGACUUGAGCGCCAGUACUGGCUCGGUCAUGGAUCUUCUCGCCAAGCUGUGUAGUUUCCCAGAAGUAUUGCUCGCGAUGAAGAAGAACGCCGCCGAGGACGAGGAACAGUCUUUUGCAGAACUCGUGCCACGAUUAUAUCCCUUUCUCCGCCACACCAUCACGAGCGUACGAUCGGCAGUGCUCCGUGCUCUACUUACAUUCUUGGACAUUGAAGGUCAGGGCACCACUGGAUGGAUUAAUGCAAAGGCACUUCGUCUGAUAUACCAGAACUUGCUGGUAGAGCGGAACGAGCCAGUCCUCAAGCUAUCGCUCCAGGUCUGGACAGCUCUUGUUGAUGCUCUGUCUGCGCAAGGGCCUGAAGUAUUUGCCGCAGAGUUUGGGCCCAUCAUGGAUCCUCUCAUCCGGCUCACCGUCCAUCCCAUUGGUGUUUCAAGGCAUCCGAUACCUAUGGAAGCGGCUUUAUUCAUACGUCCAUCCGGUCAGACAUUCUCGCUACCUUCCCAUCCCUCUGCGCGAAAGACUUCUCCUCCCCCUGAGCCAGUCCCAGCGAAGAGAGGGCGGAAGAAGUCGUCCAAGGGAAAAGACGAGCCAUCACCUCCAGAAUCUCGCCACAACAUUGAUGGACCGAUGAUCCAAGGUGACGUUGACCUUGUUGGUGUAGAUGUCUUGAUCCGCUCCAAGAUCGUGUCCGCUCAAGCCUUGGGUAAAGCCAUGGCCGUGUGGCCUGCCGCAUCGCGCUUUGAAGCCUUCUCCAAAGCCGUAAUACCGCAUCUGAAGUCGUCAAAGUCCAGCACCCAACUCAUCGCCGCCAUGAUUACAGAAGAAUACGGAAGAGCCAUGUCGCAAGCAGAUGACCUUUCGAGAGCGUUUGCGGAUGAACUCCGGCCCAUGAUCGAGGACGAGCGUCCAGUCUACUACGAGGAUCUUACCAGCUAUCUCCACGUCCUGCGUGCGCAAUGCCAAUCCCUCCUCAACACCUUUGUGGAGCAAGGGAAGAUUAAAUCUCCACCUAUGAUUGCUGCCGUUGUUCAAGGCGAUCCAGCUGCUAAUCCGAAAUUUGCCUUUGGAGUCGCCGACGGCGAAAAGCUUGCCGGGCCAGACUGGGAUAGGCUUUUCAAGAGUAUGGCUCCUGGCGCUCGUAUGACCGCCCAAGCCUCUCUCAAGACCGCGCGUGAGGAGGUCCUGAUCGCCUCGAAGGAUGCACGGAAGGUCAAAGAAAUUCGUGAUACCAGGAUUAGGGCAGCCGCAGCCUCUGCAGUCGUCGCACUUCAAGCUGUUCCAAAGAAGCCCGCGCUAACAAUCAGGGGCAUGAUGGACAGUGUCAAAAAAGAGGAAAACGUGGAAUUGCAGAAGCGGUCUGCUGCUGCCAUUGCCAAGAUGAUCCAACAUGUUGCUGAGACCGGCAAACGUGUCAUUGUGGAGAAGGUUGUGGGCAACCUUGUCAAGUUCUAUUGCAUGGAGACAGCCGAGACGCCCGAGUUCCACCCCAAUGCAGACAUCGGCGGUGGUAUUCUAUCCCUGAGGAAAGAAGAGGACAUUCGCGAUCACCCAGACCAGGUCGCCUUUGAACUCGCCGCGAAGGAAGCUAGAAUCACACGCAGAGGUGCCAGAGAGGCUCUGGAGCAACUCGUCGGAAACUACGGCGGUGACUUGUUCAAUAAGAUCCCUAUAUUGCGGACGCUGAUCGAGUCCCCGAUCCACCAGACCUUCUCUGGAGCCGAUCUACCAGCCGACAUUGCAGAUAGUGGUUCAACACUCGGCCAGGAAACUGUCGAUGGCCUCUCUACCUUGCGAGCUCUGAUUGGCAAAUUCCAUCCGGACCUUUAUGGCUUCGUCAAAGAACUCCUACCGCUCAUCACAAAGGCUCUGCAAUCGAGACUGGCCGUUCUGAGAUAUGCAGCAGCGAAAUGCUUCGCCACAAUAUGCAGCGUCAUGACCGUGGACGCCAUUACGAUGCUCGUGGAGAAGGUGUUGCCUUCCAUCAGCAAUCCAGUUGACCUUCACUGUCGGCAGGGCUCGAUUGAAUGCGUGUACCACUUAAUCCAUGUCAUGGAGGAUGGCAUACUUCCAUACGUCAUAUUCCUCAUAGUUCCUGUCCUCGGUCGCAUGAGUGAUGCAGACAACGAUGUCCGUCUUAUUGCAACAACCACGUUCGCCACAUUGGUGAAGCUCGUUCCGCUCGAAGCCGGAAUCCCGGAUCCACCGGGACUGUCCGAAGAACUGCUCAAGGGUCGGGAGAAGGAGCGAAAGUUCAUUGCACAGAUGCUCGACGCGAAGAAGGUCGAGCCUUUUGAGGUUCCUGUCGCAAUCAAGGCAGAGCUUCGUUCUUACCAGCAAGAAGGUGUCAAUUGGCUGGCCUUCCUAAACAGAUAUCACCUACAUGGCAUUCUUUGCGAUGACAUGGGGCUUGGCAAAACGCUACAAACACUUUGUAUGGUGGCCAGCGAUCAUCACAUGCGGGCGGAAGAGCACGCCAAAACACAGUCGCCCGAUUCCAGGCGUCUGCCCACCCUCAUCAUCUGCCCACCGACCCUGUCCGGGCAUUGGCAACAAGAAAUCAAGACGUAUGCGCCCUUCCUCACUGCGGCUGCUUAUGUUGGACCGCCGGUUGAGCGUGCCAAGGUGCGGUCAAGACUGCAAUCCGUGGAUAUCGUCAUUACGUCGUACGAGAUUGCUCGCAAUGAUAGCGAUGUGCUGCGACCGCUUCAAUGGAACUAUCUCGUGCUUGACGAAGGCCAUCUGAUCAAGAAUUCGAAAGCAAAGACGACCGUUGCUGUCAAGCAACUCGCCAGUAAUCAUCGGCUGAUCCUCUCCGGCACGCCUAUCCAGAACAACGUGCUGGAGCUCUGGUCACUAUUCGACUUCCUGAUGCCCGGCUUUCUCGGAACUGAAAAGGUGUUCCAAGACCGCUUCGCCAAACCCAUCGCCGCCAGCAGAUUCAGCAAGUCGUCCUCCAAAGAACAAGAAGCCGGCGCGCUCGCGAUUGAAGCCCUGCACAAACAAGUCCUCCCGUUCCUGCUCCGCCGCCUCAAAGAAGAAGUCCUCAACGACCUGCCGCCCAAGAUCCUCCAAAACUACUACUGCGACUUGUCUGACCUGCAAAAGCGCCUCUUCGAAAACUUCACCAAGACACAAGGCAAGGCUAUUGCCGAACAGGCCAGCGCGUCGGACAAAGAGGCCAAGAAACACAUCUUCCAGGCCCUGCAAUACAUGCGCAAGCUCUGCAACUCGCCGGCCUUUGUCAUGAAGGAGGGCCACAAAGACUAUGCCCAAACACAAGCAUACCUGCGCGCCCAAGGCACCACGUUGAAAGACCCCGUGCACGCACCCAAGCUGAUGGCACUGCGAGACUUGCUUGUCGACUGCGGCAUCGGCGCGCCCUCGUCCGACCCCACGCACGGCGUCACCGACAUUCCUUCCGCCAGCUCCGCCGUGUCCCAGCACCGCGCGCUCAUCUUCUGCCAGAUGAAGGAAAUGCUCGACAUGGUGCAGAGCGAAGUGCUCGCCAAACUGCUGCCAUCCGUGCAAUUCCUGCGCAUGGACGGCUCGGUCGAGUCCUCGAAGCGGCAAGACAUUGUGAAUAAAUUCAACAGCGACCCGAGCUAUGAUGUGUUGCUGCUGACGACGAGCGUGGGUGGGCUGGGGCUGAACCUGACGGGGGCAGACACGGUUAUCUUUGUGGAGCACGACUGGAAUCCGCAGAAGGACAUGCAGGCCAUGGACCGGGCGCAUCGCAUCGGCCAGAAGAAGGUCGUGAACGUGUACCGGAUCGUGACGCGCGGGACGCUGGAGGAGAAGAUUUUGAGCCUCCAACGCUUCAAGAUCGACGUCGCCUCCACCGUCGUCAACCAGCAAAACGCCGGCCUCGGCACCAUGGAAACAGACCAGAUCCUCGACCUCUUCAACAUCUCCACCGACUCCUCCGCCGACGGCCCGGCCGCCUACCAGAACCAGCAGGACAGUGAUGGUGCGCUCGUCAACGCCGAAGACGCCGUUGACGCCACGGGCGAGCUGCGCGAGAAGGGCAAGAAGGGCUUUCUCGAUGAGAUUGGCGAGUUGUGGGAUGAGAGGCAGUAUGAGGAGGAGUUUAACCUGGAUGGGUUUUUGAAGGGGAUGAAGUAGGGUGGGCUUGAAGUAGGGU
Molecule: messenger RNA, 5994 nt
Organism: Pseudovirgaria hyperparasitica
Lineage: Eukaryota; Fungi; Ascomycota; Dothideomycetes; Acrospermales; Acrospermaceae
Product: putative TBP associated factor
Exons: 4
Coding region: 207-5975 (1922 amino acids)
Molecular function (GO): TBP-class protein binding; ATP binding; DNA binding
Source: RefSeq, a predicted model, not a curated record